GGCUGAAUGGAAGAAAAUAGAAGGGGAUGAAAAUGGGUGGUUGAAGCCUUGAUGCAUUUACAGAUUACAAAGAAAGGAGAGUCAAACAAGAGUCAAAACCAAAGAUGGAUGCCAACAACAGUGCCAGGCCCCCACCUCCCCCGGUACACCCUGCAAUACAGCCCCUUUCCUACCUGCUGGGAACAUGGAGAGGCCAAGGCGAGGGUGGUUUCCCCACCAUCAACUCCUUCUCCUACGGCGAGGAGCUCCUCUUCUCUCAUUCGGGCAAGCCGGUGAUUGCGUAUAGCCAGAAGACUUGGAAAUUGAGCUCCGGCGAGCCUAUGCACGCCGAGAGCGGCUAUUGGCGGCCUAAACCCGACGGUACCAUCGAAGUUGUCAUCGCUCAAAGCACUGGUCUUGUUGAAGUUCAGAAAGGGACAUAUAAUGCUGAAGAGAAACUGGUGAAGCUUCAGAGUGAACUUGUGGGAAAUGCCUCCAAGGUGAUGGAGAUAAGUCGUGUUUUUGAGUUGGUUAAUGGAGAAUUGUCAUACGUGGUUCAGAUGGCUACCAACCUUAAUAGUCUUCAACCCCAUCUGAAAGCUUUGCUCAAGAAGAUCUGAUGCAAUCAUGUCUUACUUAAGAUAGGAAAUACAGAUCAGCUUCCCUCAUAUCCUGUGUGACCAGCUCCCUGAUGUUUGUUGCAGCAGUGCAUCUUUUGCUGCUUGCUUGUACUUGAUUAACUUUAUUUUCUUUAGGAUGGGCAAGGAAGCUUUAGCUAAACUGAAGUUCUCUUUAUCACAUGAAUACUCCAACAAAAUAAAAUGGUGAAGCUUGUAGAAUUUUUUGCAUGAAUAAAUAGCAUUUGCAUUCAUUGUUUGUACAA
Molecule: messenger RNA, 862 nt
Organism: Vitis riparia (riverbank grape)
Lineage: Eukaryota; Viridiplantae; Streptophyta; Magnoliopsida; Vitales; Vitaceae
Product: UPF0678 fatty acid-binding protein-like protein At1g79260
Exons: 4
Coding region: 105-599 (164 amino acids)
Source: RefSeq, a predicted model, not a curated record